AUGUUGACAACCAAUGCAGUCAGAAUUGACACACAAGACUGCACCAAAAUUGAAGAUAAUCUGUUUCAGUGUAGACCCUUUACACAUGACAUAUUAUAUCAUGACAUUGAAGUUCGAAACGGUUAUCUUUAUAGCUGUUCUUGCCCUGACUCCUCCAAGCUCUGUAAAUAUACUUUCCUUGUCAAUCAUAUAAUUCAAGUACCUUUUACAGGACGUCCAAGACUGCAUGUAACUCCUGCUACAGAUAAAAAUGCCGCCUUGUCGAAUACGACUGAAGAAAUGUCAAACAAUGCCUUUGGUAAGAUUCAAAGCACCAGUAACAUGGACGAGAGAAGCUUGCGCUUUAGUGAAUUCAUCAACGAAGGAGAAAAGUAUUGCCAGGCUAAAUGA
Rhizopus microsporus ATCC 52813 is the source of this 390-nucleotide messenger RNA. RefSeq lists its product as uncharacterized. The coding region runs from base 1 to 390 and encodes 129 amino acids. The transcript has 2 exons. The record is from RefSeq and is a predicted model, not a curated record. NCBI's taxonomy places the organism in Eukaryota, Fungi, Mucoromycota, Mucoromycetes, Mucorales, Rhizopodaceae.